This is a messenger RNA of Macrobrachium nipponense, 5664 nucleotides long. RefSeq names its product dyslexia-associated protein KIAA0319-like protein. The record is from RefSeq and is a predicted model, not a curated record. Lineage: Eukaryota; Metazoa; Arthropoda; Malacostraca; Decapoda; Palaemonidae. Bases 264 to 3323 code for a protein of 1019 amino acids. The transcript has 19 exons. Gene Ontology annotation, cellular component: membrane; cytoplasmic vesicle. Gene Ontology annotation, biological process: neuron migration.
ACGGGAGAAUGAAGUGGCGUUAAUACAACACGAGUGUAAUUAGAAAAUACCUAAUAUCAUUAUGUAUGUAUGGUAUCAGGAAGAUGUAAGCCAUGCAAAAGCGACAAUAUGAACAUAAUAGACUACGCUGUUUACAUCUAUUCGUCUGACGUUCUCCACUAUACAGAAGAAGAAGAAGAGGAUAGAGACGUUGACAGUUGUUAUCUGGAACUGCAAAGGUUUUACGUCUAUGAAUAGGCGUGUUUAUAAGGAAAGAAUGUUGAAUGGCUAAAAAAUCUCACAUUAAUAUGGCCAAGAAUAAAAGACACUUCAGCAAUAUAGUGCAGUGUGCCACAUUUUUAUCCUUAUUGUACCCUAGCGCUUGUAUGGUGUUAGACGAAUCAUUAGUUAAGGAACUUGAGAAGAAAUGUCCAUCACUUGAUGUCCAUGUGUAUGAAGAUAGUGUUUUGCUUGGAGCUAGGACAGCAGGGAAGUAUGAGCAUAUGGGUAAUGCCACUGAUAUUGAAUCUUGUACCCGUUUAUGCUGUUUGAGUAGAAGCUGCCAUGUAGCUAUUUUACAUGAUAAUAGCUGUGCUAAUCUAGUCUGUAACAGUGCCAGGGAUUGCCAGAUCAUCCCAGGAAAAGGAACAUACGUGGUAAAGGUUCGAAAUGUUGCCAGUGAAGGUCAAGAAAUUGUAAUGGAGACCAGUGGCAAUGGAAGUGCUGCCGUGAAGAGUGUAAUUAAUUCUGAAGGUCUGCGUGAAAAUGUUUUAGCAGUUUCGUCAGACUCUAAUGACAGAAGAUGCGAAGUAGGUCUUAAAGAAUGUAAUGAGAAUGAGGUUUGUGUUCCUUUAGGAGAAAAACGAAGAGAUGGACUAUGCAAAUGUGCUCCAGGGUUUCAUAAGUCGUUGGUUACUGGAGAUUGCAUUAUAAAGGAUAUUACAACUGUGUCCUCCAAGGAACAUCCCACCAUAGUUAAUUUUUCUAAUGAAUCAGAAAGUAGCACCUUGCCUUAUGUUACCAGCACUGUUUUUCCCACAUUAACAUCUACCACCGAUACUGUUCCUUCUACUCCAGAGACUGGAAACACCUCACCCAAACCAGAUAAAAAGCUUGUUGUCAGUGUUAAUAAUAAGACAGUGUAUCUUACAACUGGGAGCCAGACAUAUGAAAAAAGGGUAACGUUAUCAGCUUACGCUAUUGGAGAUUCAUCAGAAUACAAAUAUAAGUGGAUUCUAGUGAAACACCCAGAAACUGAUGACACUGGAUAUUUGAGUGAUGCCAACAGUCAGACCAUUACACUGUCCCAUUUAGUACAAGGUGUAUACAUUUUCAAAGUGAAUGUAACUGGUCCUGGUGCUCACGGAGAUGCUUUUGGGAGUGUGACUGUUCUGCCUCCUAAAAGAAUUAAUCAACCACCAAAGGCAGUAGUUAUUCCUCCAUCUCAAGAAAUUAAGCUCCCAAACUCUGGAGUAAUCAUUGAUGGCUCAAGUAGUACAGAUGAUGGGGAGAUUACAUCCUAUCGUUGGGAAAUGGUCACUGCCCCACUUGGAUAUAAACUAUCAGAGGAAACUGCACCUACACUUCAGCUCACAGAUCUUGUACCAGGCAAUUACACCAUCAUGUUGUUAGUGAAAGAUGAAGAAGGUUUAGAAGGUAAUACAACCACUUUCCUUAGUGUAGUGAAGGAGACCGAUUAUCGGCCUACUGCAAAUGCUGGGGGUGAUCAAAUUGUAUACCUUCCACAGACUGAAAUUACUUUGUAUGGUAAUGCCAGCACAGAUGACCAUGGAAUUGAAGAGUGGGAAUGGACAAAAGGGCCAAAAGACUCCGGAAAGGCUGUUGAUAUGAAGGACACAAGAACACCAUUUCUUCAUUUGAGUAACCUUGAGGAAGGCCAUUACCAAUUCAUUCUUCGUGUAACAGAUGGAAAUGGACAGUCAUCUGAGGCUCCUGUCUCUGUAUAUGUCCAAAAACCCAACAUGAAUAUCCCUAAAGCAAAUGCCGGAGAAGAUAUGCGAAUCGUUUUACCAAAUACCACUGUCAUACUGGAUGGUAGCCAAACUACAGAUGUGUCUGCUAACACUCACUGGCUUUGGAAGCAACUCAGUGGACCAAGUACUGUACAUUUUUCUAAAAAUGAUGAAGUGAAGGUCAAUGUUUCUGGUCUAACCAAAGGUGAUUAUACAUUUAUGCUUACUACAUGGAAUGGAGAUGACCCUUCCAAGAAUUCCACUGAUGAUACAACAGUGUCUGUUAUUCAAGAUAAGAAUGUUCCACCUAAAGCUAAUGCUGGUGGUGACUUCAGUGUAACGCUCCCAGUGUCAGUCAUUACAGUGGAUGGAUCUAAAUCAUCAGAUGAUGUUUUAGUAACAAAAUGGAAGUGGGAAAGAGAUUCAACUUCACUGGCAGCUGGAAUGGUUAUUAAUGCAUCUGAUAGCUCACCUGUACUUAUGUUCACAGAUGUUGUAGCUGGUGUAUAUGUGUGGAAACUCACUGUUUGGGAUGACCAGGGUGCUUCAAGUUCUGACACAGUCUCUAUAAUUGUCAAAGAAAGCAUUCAUCAUCUGGAUGAAGUUGAGCUCUUGGUUCGAGGUGACAUUGGAAAAUUAAGUUAUACGCAGUUAUCAACUUUGCUGCAGAAACUUCAGCUGUUUCUUCAUACUUCUGAUAGUGCUGUGGAUAUUCACCUGAUUUCUCUGACAGGCUUACCUUAUUCAGGUCAUGUGCGUUUGACUUUCUUGGCUUAUGCUGGGAAAAACGUUGUGAGAGGACCAGAAGUUGUGACAUUACUGCGACACCAAAUAAAUUCAGCAUCAUCAGAAUUAUUGGACUUGCCACUUAUCAGUGUUGAUACUGUUGUCUGUCAAAAUAAUUGUUCAGGACACGGUGAAUGCACACAGUCAUCAAGAGAAUGCAGAUGUCAGACGUGGUGGAUGGAAUCAUUCAUGCGUCGUCAUAUGGGAGAUGGUGUUCAAAACUGUGAUUGGAGCGUCGUCUAUGUAUUUGUGACUAUAUGCUUUAUGGCAAUUGUUUUGGGACUUGCUGUGUGGGGAGUCAUUACUCUAAUUGUACGAAAUUUUGGGGCCAGUGCAAAGCCGCGUCGUAAACCUCCCCGUUACUCUCUUUUAGAUAAUUAUGAAGAAAAUACUAAACAUCUGAAGGUGCAUACAAAUGCGAGACAUCAGAAAACUGUAUUGAAAACACACAUGCUCAGCAGUCUUUUAGACUCAGGAUCGGAGAGUGAUAGUGAUGCUGAAGUCCUUUUCGACUCCCGGAAGGCGAAGCAUAAAUCUGACAAACAACGAAAUGGCUACCAGAAAUUUACAAGAGUCCGUACUUAAAUAAGUUUUUUUUUUUUAACCAUGUUCAGGUUUAAGUACAUUUUGUUUUUAAAUAGUGAACUAGGAAAAUAAAAGUAUAGGAGAUUUUUUAUUAUUGAUAUUUUAGAUAGUUAUAUUAUUUAGUUUAUCGUUUCCUUUUCUCUAUUGUCAGGUAUUAAAGAUAUUUUUAAGUUUUGUAGUUAUUUACAAUUGUAUUACUAGUCAUGAGAACUGUUAUUAUUUUACAUAUGAGUUGUGAUCGCAUUGCUUUAUGUGCAUCCAUAAGGAGGAAAGCCUGAGUGAAUGGUAAGCAAUGAUUAGCAGUAUCGAAUUAAAAGAAACAAUCUUCUUUCAGCAAAGUUGAGAGAAUUUUUAAAGAUGUUUAUUUUCAUGAUGUUUUGUAAUAAGCAAAUUUUCAUUUUCCAUUCAUGAUGUUUUUGAGUGUGGUUUCCAAAUAUUCACUAUGAUAUUUUACCUUCUUGCCUGUUACCAAGAGUAUACUCUGAGUAUAUGUGCACCAAAGUCACCUUUCUUUGUAUAGCAAGUCAGUCUUGUUGAAUUUAUAUAAAUAUUAGUUUAUAUAAAAUGGGUAUUUAUCACUAUAAUAGCUUUCUUUUUAGCAAUACAGAACCACAGGAUCUGUAUCUUAUUAUCCGAGUGGUAUGCUACUCGUGCUCUAAUUUCUCAGUUAACACUUCUCAGUGAGUACAGUGCUCCUGAUUCCCUGACUACUUGGCUCUUCUCUGAUUCUGUUCUCUUUCCUACAUACUCUUGGCAUAGAUGGAAACGAUUAGAAGGGCUUUUUUGUUAAACUUGUUUCCCUCAAAUAGCUGUUAUGUGCGGUUAUUUUGUCAGAGUGUUUUCAAUAAUGAUUAUUUAAUUACAUUUUUCUUACCAUUUUGUCAUCUGUAAAGAUUAUGCGCUGAAGUGAAUGUUGGAAGUGGUGGAAAGUGAGUUUCAGGGUUCAUUUCCCAUAUUUCACAUUAAAGAACUACAGAAUAGUUGUACUGUACAUUUUGGUGUAAUAAGUGCCCUUCACAUUCAACAUGAUUUUGGAAAUGCAGAAAUUAAUUUUUCUGGGAUUGCAUUGUGUGUAUUUUUCCCUGAAUGAAGGCAUUCAUUUUUGCCUACCCAUCUUCAAACUAUCACUGUUUCAGCCAUGUUUCAUAGAAUUGUAAUUAGGAUAAAAAAGAAAAGUAUUGUUGGAUGAAAUUAAAUUUGAUUUGUAUUGUCUGUCAACAUUUUCUCUUGUUGGGGGUCCAAAAAACUUGUUCUUUUACCCACGUUUUUUUUUUUUUGUGUUCUGAUUCUUCAGGCAUAAUGAGGAGAGGCGCAUAAUGUGGAGUGUUAAACCUCUUUUGAAACUGAGAUUUCAUUGUUUUAGUGCAUUUCCUUUGUUUCUUGAGAGAUCCUGAAGAAAGCUUUGUUGGUGAGGCAAAAUUCUCCAUGAUCUCACACAACUUAUACAAACCUACAAGAUCACACACACUGAGCACACCCAGUGAAAAGAUAGAAAAGAAAAAAAGAGGGAAAUGGGUAAACUAAACCGUUUAAACAAAUAGAGAGUAAUCACAUCCUCUCUUUAAGGUGGUAAGGAAGUAACUGAUGUGUUCACAGGAUGCCCAAGGCAUUGCGGGAGCUCCUAAAUACCCUGUGAGCAAGUGCAAAUGCUAAUAGUCCCUGGAUCACACAAGUUUUUUUUAUUAAUCUUACCGGAUUUCCAGGUGUCACUAGAAGAUUAUCGUAAUGUUAAGACCGAAGGUUUGUUAGUUAUGAAAAAUUUGUCAUUUUGAUGGAUUACAAUUUUUCACUUUUAAAUUAAGUCUAAAUGCCUAGUUACAAAGAAAAAUGAAUCAUGCUUGAGCUAGAGAUUAGCUAUUAAUGAUGAUAAGAGUUCUUCAAUUGUUUGGAGUUUUAUAUUUCUCCAGCCAAGUGAUUCUAUCCCUUAGUUUUGUUCUAUUUUAAGCCUACAUAUUUUUUAGCACUCUUCCAAGUACAGUAUUCUCCUCAUUCCUUCACUUCAUUAGAGGGGUGCUAUUUAUUUGCUUAUUGUUUUGAGGGUCACUUUAUUUCUGUUUUCAGAAAGAACGUGUAUUUGAUAACUGUUUCUGUAAUUUGUUUGUUGAACUUUAUGCUUUUGCAUGUGUAAGUUCUUUUCAUGAGUUGUGUUUUUGUUUCUGAUUAAAUCUCAUUUGUCAGAAGUACAGGUAUCUAACUUUAUUAUGGCCACUUUUUGUUUUUAUAUUGUUGUAUUCCUCAUGAGAAAGAUACCAGGUACGAUUGUGGUUAAACAUAAGUACAUAUGUAGUAUGUGGUAAAUAUAGGCGAUAGGUGUGGUUUUCAAAAUGGACCCAUAUAGUAA